Molecule: messenger RNA, 762 nt
Organism: Suillus discolor
Lineage: Eukaryota; Fungi; Basidiomycota; Agaricomycetes; Boletales; Suillaceae
Exons: 3
Coding region: 1-762 (253 amino acids)
Source: RefSeq, a predicted model, not a curated record
AUGCCUUUGGAUGAUUUUCUCAGUGAUAUGGACACCCGGACUGAUAAUACCUUGCCCAUUGAGAAUGUGGGGCUUGCCGGCUACGUGCAACAAACCAGGGACACAAUAUUUGCCUUACAGGGUUAUUUCAGCGGUACCAUACCUGAUGCAUCAUCUAUCACUAAUGCAUCUCCACCCAUCACUGACGCAUCACUUACCACUAAUGCAUCUCCAUGCAUCGCUGAUGCAUCAGCUCCGCUUGGAAACGUCUAUGAAACCCCGUCUGAUCCUCUCUUAAAUGCCAAUCCUUCCGCUUUCGAUCCAUAUCCUCUGACCACCAAUCUUGACUUAAUGUGUCCCUUCAAGGAUUUGGACUUUACAUUCUCUACAGCUGAACCUUCAACUCGGAGUGUCGAUGUGUCUAUUGACACUUUUCCUGACCUUGCACAGUCCGUACAUUUCGGUACAGACUCAAUUAUGCGACUACCGAAUCCACGAUUUCACGUCCCCAUUGAUGAGUCUAUUAACACUUCUCCCGACCUUGCACACUCCGACAUGGCAGUGCCCCUCAUCAACACUUCUCCCGACCUUGCACACUCCGACACGGAAAUGCCCCUCACCAAUGGUGAGACUGCUGCCAGCGACCAAGACGAAAGUGUUGUACCUCCGGCUCGAGCUCAUCGGAAGUCUUGCCCAGUUGGCGGUCAGCAAAGUCGGACAAAGGACGCUGCUGCACCUGAGGGGUUACGUCUUCGUCGGAAUCGUGUUGCAUUCAAUCCAUGA